GAAAAAAUCCUUUCCUUGUCCAUUCUCGUCGCCGUGGGAAGAUUUGGUUUUUUGAGCGUGAUGACUGUAAAACGACGCUGUCACGGAAGAAACAGAAAGGGCCGUAAUCAUACUUGUCAAGUUUGCUGUGACGGAUGUGGCUGUAAACUGGCUAAAGAUAAGGCAAUCAAACGGUUUACUGUUAGAAAUAUGGUGGAUAAGUCGUCCUUGAGAGACCUGCAGGAUGCUUGUAUUAUCGACAAAUAUGAACUUCCAAAGUUAUAUGUCAAGCUGCAAUACUGCGUUUCUUGUGCCGUACAUCGGAAGAUUGUCAGACCGCGUUCUCGUGAGGAGAGAAAAAUACGUUACUCGUCGAGGACAGCGGUAUUGGAUAGAUUCCGUAAAAGAGAGUAAAACAUUCUAGUAAAAUCACUUUAUUUGCA
Messenger RNA from Galdieria sulphuraria, 422 nucleotides. RefSeq names its product 40S ribosomal protein S26e. The transcript is spliced from 2 exons. NCBI's taxonomy places the organism in Eukaryota, Rhodophyta, Bangiophyceae, Galdieriales, Galdieriaceae. The record is from RefSeq and is a predicted model, not a curated record. Gene Ontology annotation, cellular component: cytosolic small ribosomal subunit; ribosome. Gene Ontology annotation, biological process: translation. Gene Ontology annotation, molecular function: mRNA binding; structural constituent of ribosome. The coding region runs from base 61 to 393 and encodes 110 amino acids.